Molecule: messenger RNA, 10425 nt
Organism: Caenorhabditis sp. 36 PRJEB53466
Lineage: Eukaryota; Metazoa; Nematoda; Chromadorea; Rhabditida; Rhabditidae
Source: the annotation of a GenBank genome assembly
AUGUUCCGCGACCUUGGCAGGGUCCACAUCGCCUCUUUCGCCGUCGGAAUCGUCGGCUUAGUCGUCGGCAUCGUCGGCAUCGUUCUCGCCAUUGUUUUUGGCACCGGUGAGUGGAUACUGUCACUAGUUGAACUUGUUUCGUAAGACUCUAGAAGGGUAGCUCUAGAAAGACGGACAGUUCUCACUUCCUCGAGGUACAGUACUCUUCCCUAAGACCUGGUCAACUGGAAAGAACAAUCUUUGGACACAGAUGUAAAUGCUCAAAGUUGAAGACUGUUGGGAUUUGACCCACAAUCUUGAAACCGUACACAAUUGUGCCCAAAGCUGAUUUGUCAUCAUUAGAGGGAAUUUCGCCGAGUUUCAGAGCAUCGUUUUAGAGUUUUGAUUGUUCGUUCAUAGAUAUUGAUUAACAAAAGCUUGUGUAAACCUGAUACACAACAAAUACUUUCCCAACUCCUAGCCUUUUCUCUUCAAAGAAGGCGUCGCACUAUCAAAUUAGCGUUCAAGCUACUUGUACCAAUAAAUGAAGUUAAAUCGGGUCGCAGUACAUCCUUUUCGUCAAGGAUCAUGGUUCCUCAAAGUACUUUUCGUCGCAUCUUUUGCCAUGAUUAUGAUUUCGCAGGGCUUUCUUCAAAUAACUUUAAAAUGAGUUCACUUUCGUUAAAUGACUGCACCGAAACAGUAGUCGCAAUCACUUUCCGUUCAUUUUCAGCCUCCUGCGCCACUCCGACCACACCUGCUCCCGUCACGUGCCCUCCGAUCAUCGCUACACCAUGCAGUGCCAAACUCUUCUCUAUUUCGACCGGAAUUACCGAUAUGCCAUGGAACGAGACGUAUUCAGAUACUACGAAUCCGAUGACUCAAAACGCGAUCAAAAACAUUCAAGACUCGCUUCAAACAACUCUUAAUUCUGGACUCAACACUCAAAGUUCGUCGUCGUCGCUUCUUCGGAUUCUGGCAGCCACGACGGGACCGACUAGCAACAACGCGAUCGUCUCGAUCUCUAGAUUAGAGUUGGUUUCCGUGACGUUUGGGCAGUUUUUUCCAGAAAGCUUGUUAUUACAGAAGAACAUUCGAUAGUAAUGGCAAUCAAAUUGUGGCGGCAAUCGGAAACGGAGCCGUCUCAGCUGCCACAGAUGUGAACUUGAUUCCAAAUCAGGAUGUGAUAAAGUCAGUGAUCAAACAAGACCCAACAUAUGCCCCCGACACAGUUGAAAGUAUUGAAAUCGCUGUCUUAGAGCAGUUAAAAGAAUACAGCUUUCAGCGAGUUCACAAGUCUGUAACAUAACCAGUCCUUUAACCACCGACGCUCCGAUCACUAGUUCGAGUUUGGCUCCGACGACUUGUCCGGUCUGUCCAUCAUCGACUCCAGCGAUUGCGACCACGUGCCCAGCGUGUCCAUCAUCGACGUGUGCGACGGUCCCUUCUACCACGUGUCCGGCUUGUCCGACUUCGACGUGUCCGACACUUCCGGCGACGACAUCGUGUCCAUCGGUCACUUGCCCGGCCUGUCCGACUCUGGAUCCGGUGACAUGUCCAACGGCUCCGACGUCACCGACUCCAGCGGCAACUACAACUCAAGGUAUUCCGAGCCUCGCCACGACACCAGGAUCACCAAUCACAAGCACCCAAGGUAGUUCCAGCACUAUCCCCGGAGUAUCUAGUACUUCUCCCACAAGCCAACGCACCUCUAGCACUACACAGAGCUCCUCCUCAGGAGCUCCAAUCACUAGCACCAGCACCAACAUCCCCUUCACAAGUCAAGGAGUCUACAGUACAACCCAAUCGAGCCCAGGAGUCCCCACCAGUUCCCCUGUUCCCUAUCAAUCCACGCCCGCACCUUCAGUCCCAACCAUCGCGCCCGGUCAGUGCUAUUAUCAAUCGAACAUCGCCGUCGCCGUUGAGUUGACCGAUCCGUACUCGGCGUUGGACACGAAAAUCCAGAACUUCAUCACCAACACCCUCCUUUUCUAUCCCGGAAAUCCGUACCAACUCGGCGGCGCCGACAGUUCGCUGACCAAAUUGGCUCUGGUUCCGUAUCCGACGAAUGUUGACAUCGAGAGUUUGAUGUCUUACGGCGCGGCUGAGUGAGUUUCCCGAGCUAUUGGAAGAUUUUUGUGAAGUUUGUCUUUUCAGUAAUCAAGAGAAAAUCAAUCGUCUAUUCUAUAACUUUGGUAUCUUCGCCUCCGAAGAACCGAACAUAUAUGAGUGAGUUCAUCGGCGUCAAACUCUUGGAAAAGUGCUAAAUUUUGAGAGCUUUGGACUUUAUCUCCACAUUGAAACCGACUGGACAACCGGGAUUCGUCGUCAUUGUUGGAAACAAGUGCGUUGUUUCCGUGUCUAGGUCCAUAAAUAACUUGUUUUUUCAGCGGAAGCACGAUCGGCCAAUCCACGACGUCUUCUCAAGCUCUUCAAAACCUCGGCUUCAACGUCAUCACCAUCGGAUACACGUCUUCUGAUGAUUUCAGUCCGUUGGCUUCUAACGCGGCCUGGUCGUUUAAGAUCAGUCAGGAUUCGGAUGAACUGACGGUGGCCCAACAAAUAGGAACACUUUUGAGUGAGUUUUGUUGAAGCGAAAGAAGUGCUCCCUAAAGCUGAGAUUCAGAUUCCACAUUCUGCUCCCCGUCUGGAUCUUCCACGAUUGCUCCGAUCACCUCUUCAUCGUCGCCGAUCCCAGUGGCUUCCACCUCGGCUUCGACUCCGUCGGUGGCUCCUCCGAUCACGUCUAUCUCUACUCAAACUGUUCCGGUGGUCACGAUCACAACUGCCACGUCACAACCUCCGGUCACUUCGCCAACUCAAUCCACUCCGGCAGCAGCUCAAUCCUCAAGCACACAAGGAGGAGGAGUCACGAGUACCGUGCUCAGUUCGAGUACGGUUCCGACACAAGGAGUUGCUAGUUCGACUCAAGGUACCCAGACAGUGCCCACCAGUUCACAAGGAGUCCCCAGUACAUCCCCGAUUCCGAGUUCCACCCAAACUGUCCCUAGUACCAGCCAAGGAGUCUCCAGUACAUCUUCCCAAUCCCCUGUUCCCACUACGACUGCAGCAACUUCAGCCCCAACUCUCUCGCCCGAAACCCCGUAUUAUCAAUCGAACGUGGCCGUCGCUUUUGAACUAACCAACGCGACUUCGGAUCUGGAUGCUCAGAUCCAGACGUUCAUCGCCGACAACUUGUUCUUCUACAAUGGAGCUCCGUAUGAGCUCGGAGGCAAAGAUGACGGAAAAACAGCUGUAAGUUUAAUGAAAACAUGUGAUUUCAAUAAAUGAAUAUGGGUUUUCAGUUGUCACUGGUGCCCUAUCCGAAUGAUCGAACUCUGAUCUCAUUGUCGAGCUACGGAGCGGCUCAAACGUCCUCGCAAAUCACUUUGGCUAUCAACGUCUUCUCUUCGCUAGCCAAAGAGCCUGCUACAAUUGCCGACGCCUUCAACAUCCUGCCAGAUGUUUCGAGAACCGGACCGCCUGGAUUCGUGAUUCUCGUUGCUAACUCGUUAGUUCUAAAUAUCAACUAUACAUCUCCAUAUCAACUUUUCAGUGCGGAUUCUGUGAACGCCGCCGUUGACUCUGCAAACAGUCUGAAGAGCCAGGGCUUCAACAUCAUCACAGUGGCCUUCAAAUCGGAUGGAUCUUUCAAUUCGCUGGCCUCCCAAGACAGUUGGAACUUCAAGAUUGGCCAAGACUCGGAUCAGAGUACGGUUGCUGCACAGAUUGGAAACAUUUUGAGUUAGUUUCCAAAGUUUCUGUUCUUUUAUAACGUCUCUCUGUUUUUAGAUUCCACAUACUGGAGUGGUACAACUACCGGGUACACCGGGUCGACUGUGACUCUCCCGACUACCGUAGCCACUACAGUAACUCCUGGAGGAUCCUCUUCUGCAUCCACUUCCACUGAAACCGUUCCGACUACUGUCCCAUCGCAGUCAACUUCACAAGGAACUUCUCCAGGAAGCAGCAGUUCCAGUGGGACCAGCACACAACCAGUGCCUUCCAGCUCCCAGUCCCCAACAGCCAGUCCCUCUGGUUCUACCACCCAAGGCACGUCUCCAGGAAUUUCCAGUACCCCACAAGUUCCCACUAGUUCCCGGUCUCCCAGUACCGGUCCCGUUCUAACUUCUUCCACCCAAGAAGCGCAGAGCACGACCCUUAUUACUUCGCCAGUCCCAUCGACAACACAAGGAGUCCCCAGCACCUCACAGCUUCCGAGCUCGAACCCUAGCACUCUCUCCACUUCCCUUGCACCCAGCACAUCCCUUUCUUCAACAGCCGGAACUUCAGCUCCGCUACCGCAACUCUACUAUCAAUCGAAUGUCGCCGUCGCUUUCGAGUUGACCAGCCAGACUUCCGAUCUGGACUCUCAGAUCAGAAACUUCAUCUCGGAUAAUCUGUUCUUCUAUAAUGGAAAUCCGUAUGAACUCGGCGGCAAAGACGACGGAAAAACAGCGGUUUGUUAAUGGAAAUCAAGUUGAGAAGGGUAAAAAAGUGUAAAGUUUUGCAGUUAUCCCUGGUACCGUACCCCGUGAACUCGCUGACAUCCUUGAUGAGUUACGGAGCCGCCCAUUCAUCCGCCGACAUUGCCUCGUACACCGAAGCGUUUUCGCUGUAUGCCACAGAUCCGGCAAACAUCUCGGACGCCUUCACUUAUCUGCCAAGUGUCGAGAGAACAGGACCGCCCGGAUUUGUGAUUCUUGUUGCGAACAGUGCGGACUACGUGGACUCCGCCGCCGCUUCUGCCAACAACCUGAAGGCCCUUGGCUUCAACAUCGUCACAAUCGCUUUCAAAUCGGACGGAAACUUCAACUCGUUGUCCUCUCAGGAUGGCUGGAACUUCAGAAUCACUCAAGAUUCUGAUUUGAACACGGUGGCUGCACAGGUCGGAAACGUUCUCAGUAGGUAUCGUGCCUGGGUGCUUUUUGAGAUCGUCGUUUUCAGAUUCUACGUUCUGGAGUGGAGGCGUUACGGGAACAACUGUGACUCCCCCGUCUACCGUAAUCACUACAGUAACCACCGGUGCAUCUUCGUCCACGGGAACGGUUCCGACUACUGUCGCAUCCCAAUCAACUUCUCCAGAAAGCAGCAGUUCUAGCGCUCAACCAGUACCCUCCAGUUCUCCAGGUGUUACUAGCACUCCCGGCACGUCUUCAGGAACUUCCAGUACCCCACAGGGUUCCACUAGUUCCUCCAGUGGAUCCCCCAGCACCAACCCCGUCAUAACGUCUACAACUCAAGCCGUUCAGAGCACGACCCUCGUCACAUCUCCAUUCCCCUCAACGACACAAGGAGUCCCUAGCACCAGUGUCCCGACCAUUUCAUCCACCCAACCAGUCCCCAGCACCUCACCGCUUCCGAGCUCGAGCCCCAACAUCCCAUCGAGCACAUCCCAGUCCCCCUCUUCAACAAGCGUAACUUCAGCUGUCGGAUCAACAGUCACACAGUCGGGAAGCUCUUCUUCAAUCGGCUCAACGGUCACUCUUCCGGGAGGUUCAUCUACAAUCGGAUCCACUGUGACAGUGCCGGAAAGCUCUUCAACUCUCGGAUCUUCCACAGGAUACACCAGCACAACUUCCGGAUCAACUACCUCGCAAAUCUGCCCCAAUCAGCAGGUCGUGUUCAACGGACAGAUCGGCGUGAUCUUCGAGCUGCUGCCGUCGACGUCUUCCACUCAGCAAGAUACGAUCAACGCGUUCGUGGAGAACAUUCUUCUGAACUCCAACUUCUACGGAUUGGCGGUGGAUAACUUGACGGGCGCGAAUAGAACUCUCGUUACUUCAAUACCGUAUCCGUCCACUUCACAAUACAACGUGCAAGGGUUUGGAAGUGCGAGAAGUGUAUCUGAGUUCAAGAGCCAAGUGGAUGCGUUCAAUAGAGUUAUUAAGCCAGUCACAGCCACCAGUGACAUUUCCGAGUGAGCCUUUUUUUUUCUUUUUCUCUAGAUCCCCCGACAAAUCACUUGUUUCAGUGCUCUCUUGUACGUCGUUUCCAACUUGCCCGCCCCAGGAACUACCCCAUCUGCUUUGAUCAUCGUCGGAAGCAGCAAAGCGAUGCUUGACAACGCAGCUUCUCCGUUGGCGGAUAGUCUGAAGGCCUCGUACAGUAUCUACACGAUUUCGAUCGGAGACGUCGACUUGUCGCCACUCUCUUCCGGUGCCGGAUUCUCAUUUACGGAUACUUCUCAGCAGACUGCCAAUCAGAUUGCUCAGAGUUUGGAGGCUUCUAAUCCAGUCGUCUACUGCCCACCGCCAGUUCCGUCCACUUCUGCUCCGAGUACCUCCACUUUUGCCCAAACUUCUACAGUUCCCAUCACGACUAGCGUAAUCUCUACGACUACCGUAACCACUGCCAGACCGACAGUCGGUCCGUGUCAGUGCACCGGAAGAUGGGUGUACAACGGAGAUCUGGCUAUCGCUUUCGAGUUGGUCACCAACCCCAAUCAGGUACUUGGAACUUAGAGCUCGCCUUUCAAAGUUUUGAAUUUAGGGUGUGAUUGACUUCUUGAACAGUACACUUCUGAAGAAUCCAGACUCGUACGGACUCGGUACUGAUGUGAAUGGAAACCAGCCGUCGAAACUGAACUUGAUGCCAUAUCCAGGGACGAGCACUUUCCCGAUCGUCGGAUACGGAGGUGUUAAGUGAGCUUACACUCGAAACCUCCAAACGUUUUAACACAAAUACUGUUCAGAACCCCUCAAGACAUUGGAAACUUAUUGGAUCCUUACAUAACUCUUGCCAAUCAGAACGGUAACACGGAUCCGUCGAUCGUCGAUGCUCUCACCUACAUCGAGCGAAACCCGGGACAAUCGGCAGUGAAGACUGUUCUUCUGGUUGGUGCCAAUGGAUCAGAUGUUCAGGCCGCUGUUAGCACUGCUACCGCCCUUAAAAACGCAGGAUUCCUGGUGAUCACAGUUGCGCAGACUGCUUCAGCUGACGCCUUCCGACCAUUGGCAUCUGGAGAUCAGUACGCGCUGCACAUUGGCGACGGACAGGAUGACGUCGUGGCCGCACAGAUUGCUAGUUUCCUUCUGGAGAGGAGCUUUGUCUGUUUUGACGAUGGCUCAAGCACUGCGGCUCCGGUGACCAGAUGUCCGGGAACACAAGGAACUACUCAGCCGGGCAAUACGGCGACGUCAGCGCCAGUUGCUAGCACCACUCAACCAGCGCCUAACACUGAAUCGACAACUAUUGGAUCUUCAACGGCAGCUAACACCGCCUCCACAACCAUCGGAUCAUCCACGGCCGCAUACACCGGCUCCAGUACCAUUGGGUCUUCGACAGUCGUCAAUACCGGCUCAACUACAAGCGGACCGUCCACUGUAGCUUAUACAGGAUCCACAACAAGUGUCGGAAACACUGGAUCAACAACCAUUGGAUCGUCUACUGCUGUCAACACAGGGUCCACUACGAUCGGAUCGUCUACGGUUGCUAACACAGGAUCAACGACGAGUGGGCCAUCCACUGCAGCCUAUACCGGAUCCACAACAGUCGGCUCUUCAACUGUCGCAAAUACGGGAUCUACGACGAUUGGAUCAUCAACGGCCGCUAACACUGAAUCGACUACAAUUGGAUCUUCCACUGUAGCCAACACCGGGUCUACAACUGUCGGAUCUUCUACAUCUUCAUACACGGGCUCCAGUACCCUUGGGUCUUCGACAGUCGUCAAUACUGGCUCAACUACAAGCGGACCGUCUACUGUAGCUUAUACAGGAUCCACAACAAGUGUCGGAUCAUCAACCGUCCAGUCUUCGACCGUUCCCGUUCCAACAACUUCCCUGCCAGCGUGUGCAUCUCCGUUCGCCGGAAAGAUUGCAGUUGUCUUCGAAUUGAACGCAGUCAACGCACCAAUUCAAGUAAGUGAUUCUCUAAUUUCAGAAGUAUUGUAUGUUUCCAGGACGUUGUCACCUUCGUGAGCACCAAUCUGUACAACUCUCCAAACUAUGACUUCACAACGACGACACAGGCAAUCAAUGUUCCGUACGCCAACACCGAUAACUAUGCGACGGACAUUCUCCAGUUCACCGAUGCGAAAUCCUUGAAUGCUCUUCAAACCAACAUUGAUUUGUUGUACGAAAAUGCAGUUUUUACCACAACGUCGACUGUGUCUGAGUGAGUCAACAAUGUGUAACAAUGGAACACUACAAUAUUCGUUUCAGCGGUCUCAACUUCCUUUUCACUAGCAGACCUCCAGGUGCCUCGAACAAUGUGCUUAUUGUUGUUGGAAAUCAGUAAGAGUCACAGUGUGCAUUUGAUACAUCGCAAAGUUCAUGAUCCGUUCAGAAACGAUGACAACAGUGGACUGACUGAAGUGUGGCUUGAGAACUUGAGAAACAACCAGGGCUACCAAGUGCUCUCAGUAUCGGUCGGAGCCAACGCAGGAGAUCUCUCCUCGAUUGCCGACAAACCCGAGUGGUACUUCCAAGUUGGCGAUUCGAACGGACAAUCCGUCGCCGAUCAGAUUGCUUCCAUUGUCUGCAACCUGCAAACUCCAGGAACUGCAGGCACCACGGUGGCUAACACCGGCUCAACUGUGACGCAGGGAUCUUCGUCUGCAGCCAACACUGGAUCUACAACCAUUGGAUCCUCAACUGCUGUGAACACAGCAUCCUCGACAGUCGGAUCAUCUACUGCUGCCUACACCGGAUCGACUACGCCUGCGCCAUUGUCGUCAAGUACUGCUGUCAACACAGGGUCCACUACGAUCGGAUCAUCUACAGUUGCUUACACAGGCUCAACCACAAGUGGGCCAUCCACUGCAGCCUAUACCGGAUCUACUACGAUUGGAUCAUCCACUGUUGCCAAUACUGGCUCCACUACAAUCGGAUCGUCUACAGUUGCCAACACUGGAUCGACUACGAUUGGAUCAUCGACGGCAGCGAACACUGGUUCCACAACGAUUGGAUCUUCUACUGUAGCCAACACCGGGUCUACAACUGUCGGAUCUUCAACAGCCUCAUACACGGGCUCCAGUACUCUUGGGUCUUCGACAGUCGUCAAUACUGGCUCAACUACAAGCGGACCGUCCACUGUAGCUUAUACAGGAUCCACAACAACUGUCGGAAACACUGGAUCAACAACCAUUGGAUCCUCUACUGCUGUCAACACAGGGUCCACUACGAUCGGAUCGUCUACGGUUGCUAACACUGGAUCAACGACGAGUGGGCCAUCCACUGCAGCCUACACCGGAUCUACAACAAUUGGCUCUUCAACUGUCGCGAAUACGGGAUCAACCGCUGCUAACACUGGUUCCACAACCAUCGGGUCUUCCACAGUAGCCAACACCGGCUCGACUACAAGUGGGCCAUCGACCGUCGCUAACACUGGAUCCACGACCGUAGGCUCGACAGUGACCGGAGGAUCAACCACGAUCGGAUCAUCCACAGUUGCCAACACUGGAUCAACUACUAGCGGGCCAUCCACUGUGCCCUAUACCGGAUCUACAACAAUUGGCUCUUCAACAGUCGCGAAUACGGGAUCUACGACGAUUGGAUCAUCGACGGCCGCUAACACUGGUUCCACGACAAUCGGAUCCUCUACGGUUGCUAACACUGGAUCUUCGACAGUCGGAAACACCGGAUCAACCACAAUCGGAUCAUCCACUGUUGCUAAUACUGGUUCGACUACGAUCGGAUCUUCUACGGCUGUCAACACCGGAUCCACCAAUUCCGUGGCCUCAACGUCCCCCGUUCCGACAUGCACUUCUCCGUACCAAGGAAAGAUUGCUGUUGUGUUCGAGUUGAACAAAAACGAAGCGGACCAGGUGAACUUUGAAACACUUUUUUCCAGCGAUAACCCAUGUUUUUCUUUCAGAGCGUUGUCAAUUUCGUGAGAAACAACCUGUAUAACUCUACAAACUACAACUUUGGAACCGAUACCGAGGCGAUCAGUGUGCCGUAUCCAGGCACCGAUACGACGUAUGGAGAGACAAUUCUGUUCUUUGAUGACGAUGCAAAGUGAGCAUUUACUUUUUUUUUUGAAAGUAUUUAUAGAAGUUCUUAGGAGUUUGGCUGAUUUGCAAACAAAUAUCGACAAUCUACAAGCCUUGGUAACUGACAAUGCGACUCCCGAAAUAUCAGAGUAUGGCGCUAGUUAUGAAUCCAUUUGAAACCUUUUAUUUCAGCGGUCUUUCAUGGCUAUUCUCGGGCAGGGAUACCGAAAAGACGAAAGCUGUUCUCAUCGUUGUCGGAAAUCAGUAAGAAAUCUUCAAUGUGUACCGUGAACUAAACUGUUUUCAGGGCCGACGACAAUUCAGGCACCACUACUAUGUGGCUUAAGAAUUUGAGGAACACACAGGGCUACCAAGUGCUCUCAGUGUCCGUUGGAGCCAACGCAGGAGACCUCUCCUCGAUUGCCGACAAACCCGAGUGGUACUUCCAAGUUGGCGACUCGAACGGACAAUCCGUCGCCGAUCAGAUCUCUUUCAUACUUUGUAACUUGUAA